Messenger RNA from Ipomoea triloba (trilobed morning glory), 1822 nucleotides. RefSeq names its product leghemoglobin reductase. The coding region runs from base 101 to 1600 and encodes 499 amino acids. Gene Ontology annotation, cellular component: mitochondrion; oxoglutarate dehydrogenase complex. The transcript has 2 exons. Lineage: Eukaryota; Viridiplantae; Streptophyta; Magnoliopsida; Solanales; Convolvulaceae. The record is from RefSeq and is a predicted model, not a curated record. Gene Ontology annotation, molecular function: flavin adenine dinucleotide binding; dihydrolipoyl dehydrogenase (NADH) activity.
UUAAAAUAUUAGAGAGAAAGGGAGAGAAGACCAGAAAAACCUAAUAUUAGGAGGAGUAGAGAAAAGUCUUUCAGAGAUUUGUGAAUUGUGAAAGAGAAAAAUGGCGAUGGCGAGUAUUGCUAGACGGUCGAGGAAUCUCUACUACAACAGCUCCAAGUACUACGCUUUCUCCUUGAGCAGAGGAUUCGCGUCGGGAUCUGAGGAGAACGACGUCGUUGUCAUCGGCGGCGGGCCCGGCGGCUAUGUGGCCGCCAUCAAGGCUGCUCAGCUCGGCCUCAAAACCACCUGUAUAGAGAAGCGCGGAACCCUAGGCGGCACCUGCCUUAACGUCGGUUGUAUUCCUUCUAAGGCAUUACUGCACUCCUCACACAUGUACCAUGAAGCUACACACUCAUUUGCCAACCAUGGUGUGAAGUUUUCUUCUGUUGAGGUUGAUUUACCUGCAAUGAUGGCCCAAAAAGAUAAAGCUGUGUCUAACUUAACAAAAGGUAUUGAGGGUCUAUUCAAAAAGAACAAAGUGAACUAUGUCAAGGGAUAUGGUAAGUUCCUCUCACCUUCAGAAAUUACGGUGGACACUAUUGAUGGAGGUGAAACUGUUGUCAAAGGGAAAAAUAUUAUAAUUGCAACUGGUUCUGACGUCAAAGGUCUUCCUGGGAUGACCAUUGAUGAGGAAAGAAUUGUAUCAUCUACUGGUGCUUUAGCAUUAAAGGAAAUUCCUAAGAAGCUAGUGGUUAUUGGAGCUGGGUAUAUUGGACUCGAAAUGGGCUCUGUCUGGGGCCGACUUGGCUCAGAGGUCACUGUUGUUGAAUUUGCACCUGAUAUUGUUCCUAGCAUGGAUAGUGAAGUUCGCAGACAAUUUCAACGUACCCUUGAGAAGCAGAAGAUGAAAUUUAUGCUUAAAACUAAGGUGGUCUCAGUUGACAGUUCAGGUGAUGGUGUUAAGUUGACACUUGAACCGGCAGCUGGUGGUGAUCAGACUAUUCUUGAAGCUGAUGUUGUCCUUGUUUCUGCUGGUAGAACUCCAUUUACUGCAGGGCUUCAAUUGGACAAAAUAGGAGUUGAAACUGACAAGAUUGGUAGAAUCUUGGUUAAUGAACGCUUUGCCACUAGCGUACCCGGGGUCUAUGCCAUUGGUGAUGUUAUUCCAGGGCCUAUGUUGGCUCACAAGGCAGAGGAAGAUGGUGUUGCAUGUGUGGAAUUCAUUGCAGGCAAGGAAGGCCACGUGGACUAUGAUAUGGUUCCCGGGGUUGUGUACACACACCCUGAGGUGGCCUCAGUUGGAAAAACCGAGGAACAAGUGAAGGCACUUGGAGUCAGUUAUCGUGUUGGGAAGUUCCCUUUCAUGGCAAACAGCAGGGCCAAGGCAAUUGAUGAUGCUGAGGGGUUAGUCAAGAUCCUCGCUGAGAAGGAAACCGACAAAAUAUUGGGCGUCCACAUCAUGGCACCAAACGCAGGAGAGCUCAUCCACGAGGCCGUGCUGGCAUUGCAGUAUGGAGCAUCCAGCGAGGACAUCGCUCGCACAUGUCAUGCCCAUCCAACAAUGAGCGAGGCCGUUAAAGAAGCUGCCAUGGCCACUUAUGACAAGCCAAUUCACAUUUAGAAAAGUUGAUGAUAUAUUCUCUUGUUUGAUAUUCUCUUGAGGGUUUUGAAAUGACAUUUAGCACAGUUUUUGCUAAUAUGCCUCACCACCCAAGUAGAUCAAGUGGUUGAACAGAAAUUUCCACUUUCUUUGGGAUUAAAAAUACACUGAUGUGAAGGCUUCUUUGUUUGCAUUUUGUCUCUAUUCAUACAAAUAAAAAUAUGAGCCGGUUUACAAACUUUA